UUUAGUCUACAACCAUUUUGGAACUUUCUACUUCAGAGUUUCCAUCUGCUGUUUGGACAGCCAUCUGACUGCGCCCAGAGCAUUUCUUCACAUCGCAGAUUCUGCCAUGGGUUGUGGGCUACGAAAGCUGGAAGAACCUGAUGAUAGUAGCCCUGGCAAAAUAUUUUCUACCCUAAAGAGACCACAAGUGGAAACAAAGAUUGAUAUUUCAUAUGAAUACCUUUUGCUGGAUUUUACUUUAGAUAUUGGUUCAUCAAACCCAGAUGUUAUUAAGAUCUCCUCUCUUCUGGAUCUUAAUUCCAAAUUGGAAGCAUACUACAAGAGAGGAUACGUUGUUGCCACUAUCCACCCUACAAUUCUUUCUAUUGGUCAAAGAAAACGAUCUCCACUGAGUUAUAUUUAUAGAGUUAUAUUAACUAAAGUAAGAUCAGGUAUAAAGACAUCAGAACAAGGAGAACCAAGACACUUAAAGCUAGUUGUUGAAGAAUGGUCUGUGAGCAAUCAAACACUUACCAUUGAUGUUGUAAAAGGACUGUUAGAAAAGGUGAAUGACUUCACUAAGAAAGGAAUGAAGUUUGUCGGAUUUUUAAAUCCACUCAGUACCCAUUCAAAGGCCUGCAAUGGUAUAAAAUUAUCAAGAGAACUAGAUGCAGAUGUGGGACAGGAUGUUGACUUUAAAUUGCCAGAUCAACAAAAGCAAAACCUCGAUAACCAUGUAAGGUGCGGUGAGGAGACUUUUAUGAAAAAGCCAAUGGAAUUUGCAACAGAAAGAGAACACUGUUGCAAUAAAAUCACUGAUGUUUUAGAGAAUAGACCAGAUCCAGAGGAGAAUCUUUUGCAUGGAAGAGAGAACAGGAUUGGAAACGAAACCUGUCCUUGCAGUGAACCAAAGGAAGAUUUCAAACUGUUUGCUGUGUUCAAUGUGUCGGAUGAAGACUUCAGUGAACGGUCCUACCAUGAAGGCAAUAUAUCACUCAGAGUAACAAGGAAGGGCCAAACCAUUUGCACCCUGGAAGCAGAUUGGUUGGAAAUCACAACAUCUUAUUAUAAAAAUGGGAUGUCGUUGGUUGAUUCAUUCAUAGUUUGGGAAACAAUGAAAGGAGACUACUUGUCCAAGUCUGUGGAUGGAAUAUUUAUAUAUGAGGAACAUCCGGGUGCUUUUGAGUCAAGCAAGAUACCAAAUGAUGCAAUUGUUGUUGAACAGUGGACUGUCAUUGAGGGUUGUGAAGUAAAGACUGAUUAUGGUCCUUUGCUGCAUACACUGGCAGAGUUUGGAUGGCUGGUUACUUGUGUGCUAGCUACACCCAUCAUUCGCCAUGACAGUGAAGGAAAUUUAGCAACAAAACAAGUGAUAUUCUUGCAGAGACCUGCCGUAACCAACAAUGAUCUGAAUCUAAAACCAUUAGAGAAAAGAUCUACUCGGCAAGCAAAAGCCAGUGAAAGAACCAAAAAUUGGAACAGAAAUGUGGGUGUGACCACCAGUAAAAACAAGCAUUCAGAAACAAAGUCUCCUGAAGAUUCUUACACCACUUCAGAAAUCAAUUCACAUCAAUAUGGAGGCAUUUCAGGCAUGAGUCAUAUUGAUAACAUUUCCAGAGACUUGGAUGAUGGGCAGCAGGAUCAAGAGGAAGAAACAACUCAGGUUACCUGCAUAUAAUAUUGCAGAAUUCAGUCCUGUAUUGAAGACAACAGUUUAAAGAAAGUAAAGCAGACUUUCCAGAGUAAAAUAUGAUUGAUAAUAGCUAAUGGCUUUGCAAGAUGUGGCUUUUGUUUUUGUUCUGUAUGAAAGUGUGCAUUUUUUUAAACAUUUUCUAUAAUCCUACAGGGAAUUAAAGCAUUAACAAAUAUUUCAGUUCUCAGGAUUUAUGCAAACAGAUCCGGGCUUCUUUAGUAAAGUAGAACUGUUGAUUUCAAUUUGCUAUGAUGAUAUAAAAUGAUCAUAAAACCGGACGAUUUAAAAUUACAUUCAACAAAUUUAGGAAAGCGUAUCUACAGAUGUUUAUAUUUACUUUUAAAUUCUCAAGUAAUAUUUUUGUUAUUUUUUCUAUUUGUAUGUGCUAAUUUUUAAAAGUCAUUUGUUACUUCUUUACUGUCAUUUCUCUUUGCACAUUCUCGGGAUCAUGUUUUGCAAUCCACUUGUUCAAGAAUACGCUCACGCAAAACAGUGCUGUCUCUGCAAGAUCGAAAGGAGUCAUUUUUGAGGGUUGUUCAGUCAAGGUAACGUUACUUGUCCUGCUAAGUAAUAUAUGUAUGGCAAUGAACUGUAGGAAAAUAUAACCAUUACAUCCACUCCUUUGGCAUCAGCUAUUUUUAUUCUUCAUGGGAUGUGGACUUUGGAGGCACUCCCUGCAUUUAUUGUCCAUCUCUAAUUAGCCUGGAGAAAGUGGUGACUUGUUGACUUCUUGAACUGCCACAGUAUAUGUGGUGAAUGUCUUCUCAUUGUUUUUUGGUAGAGAGUUCCAGGACAUUGACCUGACAGUAGUGAGAAAAGGGCAGUAAAUUUACAGAUGGUACUGUUCACAGGUCCUAUUGCCUUUAUCCAUCGAAAUGGUUAAGGUCAGUCUCAAAGUAUCCUUGAGAAGUUGCUGCAGUGUAACUACAAACAUGAUGUACACGUUAUGAAGGCACUACCAAUCACAUCGGCUGCUUUGUCCCAGAUAGAGCCAAACUGCUUGAACAUUUUUGGAACUGCAUUCAUUUGGGAAGAGAAGAAUAUUUCAUGGCAUUCCUGAUUUGUGCUUGAUGAAAGGGUAUUUAAAGUCAACCAGAGAGUCAAUCUCGCUGCUAUAGUAUUUAUGUGGCUGCUCCAUUUUGGUUUCUGGUGAAUGGUGACUCCCAAGUGGAGUUUUGAUGGUGAUGAUGCUAGUGAAUCUCAAGGGUAGCUAGUUAAGACUUCCUCUUGUUGGUAAUGGCCAUUGCCUGGCACUUGUGUCACACAGAUGUUACUUUCCAUUUAGCAGGCCAAGUGUAAAUGUUGGCCAGUUGUCCUGAAUGCAGGCAUGAAUUGUUUCAUUAUGGAGGAGUUGGGAAUGGAACUAAACACUGAAGCUAAACUUAGUGUUGGGAUUGGUAACUUGUAAUAAUACACUGAAAGCUCUUUAAUGAGAAUCAGUCUGACUCUAGUGUCAAUCCUGAACUCUCUAACAUUUAUUUCUUCAGCUCAUUAAGAGAAUAAGUUAAACUCAUGGUUGAAAGGAAUGAUGCCCUUUUGCAUCAACUUAUGCACAGAGUACAGUUUAAUUUAAGGUACCCGACGUAUAGUGCCCUCAUUGUAGAUUACAAAGGAGCUUUUCACUCAGUUCCACAUAAUGUUUCUUAUCAUAAACUAAUUUUAAAAAAAGAAAUAGGAUUCAUUGCAUCAGCCAGGACAAUAAUUUCAGUGUCACUUCUGGUAUACCACAUAGUUUAGUACCAUGUCUAAACUAAUUACAUGAUUCUUAAGUAGGAGCCAUCCUCAUGUUGCAUUUCCGCCAGUUAAUUAACUUUUUAAAAUAAUUGAAUGAAAAAUAUUCUUAGAUCACUCAGCGUUCUGAAACCUUUUUGCUUAUGAAAGCCCCUUCCAAUGGUAUUAAAACAACUCACUGAUCCCCUUUAAUGCAAAUAUUUUUGUAUAAAGAUUAGUUCCAAAUUAUACAUUUGAAUUUAUGAAUUUUGUUUUAAUUGAUUAAUGCAACUUUUUUCAUUGGAGCUUGUUUUCAGAUUUGUCUUGGACCUCCCUCUGCUCGACGCCCUUCCAUUCUCACCCACCAUAUAUCUUCAGCUUCCUCCAGUCUAUUCAAUCUGCAAGGUCUCUGCACCUCACCAAUUCUGGCCUCUUGCACAUGCUGGAUUUUCAGCACUCCACCAUGAUUUCCACAACUUUGGCUAGUUAGUCCCAAAGCUCUGGAAUUCCCUCUCUGAGCCUAACCAAAUCUUUUGCCCUUCUCUCUUCCCUUAAAGUGCUCUUUAAUACCAACCAUUUUGAUUAAUUCUUUUGUUACCUUUACCAAUAUCUCCUUUUAUGAUUCGGUAUUAAAUUUUGUUUGAUACCACUAAUGUGUGCACCUUGGACAUUUUGAAGGUGAUGUGUAGAUGCAAGUCAUUGUUACUGAGACUAUGAGUGUUUCUGUGAUUUCUGCGGACUUGGCAAGAGAAAAUUUAGUUUUGUUACAGUAACUGUACCGUCCCAAAUAGACAAAAUGAUCCAUCUGAGAUAACGUUGAAUCAUUAGUUAUUUUGUUAAUGUAUAAAGUUUCUCUCUAAUUGACAAUAUUGCAAAACCUACCAUAAGAAAUGCCAGCUCCUCUUUUUGUUCCACUUGUUUCUGAAACUGAAACGUGUUCCUCAGCAUAUUACAAAUUCACUUGAAUUUCUCCACAAUUUUCCUGUUUUUGAAAUCUUUCCCACUUGUUCCCUGAGAUUGCUGAUUCUCACUGCUUUCUUUCUGUGUGAGAUUUGGGUGACUAACUUCAAACUUUUGCCAGCUCACAGAUGGAGGGCUGGGAUGCAGGUGUAGGGUCUGCUAACCUACAGGUAGCCAUGUCAGGAUAGCUCUCCAAUUAAACACUGUUCCUGGAAAUAGCUAUGUUUUUCCAGUGGCCACCAGCUUAAUGCAGAUGGAUCCCAUGUAAGCAGCUGGAACAAGGAGGAAGCUAAGCUACUGGCCCCAUGACUCAGAGGAGGCUGUGAGCACUAAAGGCAUUCUCUGCAACUCCCAACAAAUCUCCCAGGUUGGUUUGCUCCCUGAGACACUUGUAUUUUAAAAUUUUUCAUUCACUUGGAGGCUCAAGAUCUGUUGCUUCCAUCAGCAGUGACUACUUCUCCUGAUAACACUUCAGUGUUGCCAGCUGUCAGUAUCACAGCAUCAGGAGCCUCCUUCUGUUCAUAAUCAGAUGAAAAACCUAUAGGUGGUGAAUUAAGUGGCCACCUGUAGUAAAAUUACCCAAACCAGUUCUACAUCCAUAAAGUACAUGCUCAUGCCCUGCUUUGCACUGACAUUGUGGUGUUCUGAAGUGUGUGAUAAAAUUCAACCCAAAGUUACUUGUAAUUCUGACCAAUCUAAUCCUUAGGAGCACCUUAACAGAAGUCUAUUCCCACAACUUUGUAUGACUGGAAGUUCUAGUAAAUCAUCUUCCCCAGCAGUUCCUCAAGAGAAUCCAGUUCUGUCAGUCAGAGUGACAGGCUAUGUGAUUAACGUACUUCCACUGGAAAUCCUUAAUGAGUUGGAAAUUGGCCAGUGAAAGCAGCUGGAAGACAGGGUUUACGGCGAUUAUUUAAGUUGAAAGAAGCUCACAUUCAAAAAUAGCUUAUUUAAUUUUUUUCUAACUUUGCUCUCCUUCUGACAAGGUGAUUUUUUUGAUAGACCCCUUGAAACUUUCAGGCUAACUGUCUAUGUACCCCGACUGAGUCGUCUUCUUGGGAAUAUAGGUUGGCCACAGACUGACUGGCAGUCGCUGUGCGGCAACUUUACAUAAGGCCAGGCAGAAGACACAAAAAUGGAGAAAUAUACCAUUGUGUUCUGAUGUAAGUAAUUUUUUUUAAAAAGUUGUAAUGUUUGGAACACUCAUUGCAAUCAUUUUUAGUUGUUUUAGCUAUGUACUUAUGUAGGUAUGCAGAAAAUGUUAAUUAGCACUGUUAAAUCGUUGUCAGAUUUUAGCUGUUACUCUUCAGAAAUGAGGUUAAAUGGGUCUUACAAAUAAUAAUGCUGAUCAGUUUAUUUGUUAAAAGACUGUAAAGGACGAUAACAGAUGUAUUUGAUACAUUUAAUGUUGUAUUGUUUGUUUAGUGUUACAGAGGAAAUCAUGUACUAAGACAUGUAGUAUAAAUUACGGGUAGUUGAGAACAGGUGGUAAAGCUGGAGUUUGGUCUCAGCAUUCAAAUGAUAUGAUUGAAACCUUAAAAAUGAAAUCACAGCCUGACAUUAUUUUGAAUAUAUAUACAUUAUGAUUUUAAUGGAAUUACAAUAAUAUACUGCAGUACUUAGACUCAGUAAUAAUUCUGAUAUCAUCACUACAGAGUGACAUCCUCAAGCAAUGAUUGUCAGAAGUAUUCAAUGGAAAAGUCACUUUGCAGUUGAUGAACAAAAUUAUAAUGUUAUGACUGUAGUUAUUAGGUCCAUGUAUUCUAAACAUUAUCUGAAGACUUUUUAAUUAUUGUAUGCUGUAGUACAGUGCUUAAGGUUGUAUUAUUUGCCCUGCUCUGGUAUUUCUUAAUGUAACUUGUUUUCCAUUAUAAUUUUUAAUAAUUUUUAUAAUGUGUUCUGUUUGCAUAUUCAAAGCUGCAAAAAUGUAAAUGUAAUAUGUCCAAGUAAAU
Messenger RNA from Stegostoma tigrinum, 6291 nucleotides. It is a transcript of the gene rftn2, whose product is annotated as raftlin family member 2. The transcript has 10 exons. The record is from RefSeq and is a predicted model, not a curated record. The coding region runs from base 107 to 1657 and encodes 516 amino acids. NCBI's taxonomy places the organism in Eukaryota, Metazoa, Chordata, Chondrichthyes, Orectolobiformes, Stegostomatidae.